AUGCAGACUAUACAAGAAAAAGUUUGGAUUGUUUUGCGACUCCAAUUCUACGCGAUCUACCUCUUAAUUCAACAUAUAUAUCAAAAAAUUAAAGAGGCUUUUCGAGCAGCCGCUGGCACAGCCGAUAUUCCUGAUGGUAACGUACGGAUGCUCUCGAUUAUCUGGCGCUAUAAGCUUGAUGCAGAGGAAAUCGCAAGGAGAACAGAUUUUGUGCUAGCCGGCGGACAUUUUGAAAGCAUUGAAUUGCUUAAUAAUUCACAUUGGACUAUCUACACUAUUGAAAGAGAUUAUGUACUCUUUGUUCUGUUGCCUGAGCCUAUUUAUAGUUACAAUAUCAGCGAAUAUCCGUUCAUCUUCGUCCCAUUGUUUGAAAAAGCACUAGCUGUAGCAGAAGUGAAGCGCAGCGAUUUCUUGAAUUUUGCUGAGAAAUUGGAAAAACAGCCUCAACCGAAAACCAUAUUGUUCACAAACACAGCUCGAUGUGGCAGCACAUUGUUGGGAAAGAUGCUGCACAGACCAGGAGUGAGUGUUUGCUACGCUGAGCACCCCGCACUCACAAAUCUUACCAUAGCCCUUGGAGAAGAAUUUAUGAGCGAAACUGAAAUUCGACAACUGCUCCACGCAGCCAUAACUUGUCUACGAUCUCAUCUUCCGACUGGUGUUUUGUGUGUACUGAAGACGCAGUCGUUUGAAGCAAGACUUGUGCCACUGUGCGAAGGAAUCUCAAAUCUCAAGCAUAUCUUUAUGUUUAGAAAGAAGGGUCUCCUGUCUGUUGAGAAAGUGAUGCGGCGAGAGGACUUUUUGAACACCAUUCUGACAGACAUGUACAAUUACUCUCCAGCUGUGACUAGAUGGUUCAGCUGGCUGACUGCUGGUGAGGGUAAAUGGAACAGAAUACUUCAUCCCCAUGACAGAAGGGCUGCAGCGGCUAUAGUUUACGCAGCACCAUAUUCAUGUUACGAGCAGAACAAAAAAAUGUACUGUCAUCCUAUCGUAUGGUUCCAUGAACUCAUGAAGGACACCGAAAAUGUGUUGACUUCGCUGUUCACAGAGAUAGAAUUUCCGCUAUCUUGUGUUCGCGAUGCGAUAGAAUGUAAAAAUAAUGACUCUCAACAAGGAACAUUCCUCUCAUCGCAGAAGUUAACGCAUAUCAAGUUUGCUCCAAUAUCAGCCGCUGAUAAAGCAAUGUUCAAGGAUUAUGCAGAGAAAAUGAAUAUCCCUGAAGACGUGUUCGAAGUGGAGCAGUAA
Molecule: messenger RNA, 1248 nt
Organism: Strongylus vulgaris
Lineage: Eukaryota; Metazoa; Nematoda; Chromadorea; Rhabditida; Strongylidae
Source: the annotation of a GenBank genome assembly